Adineta ricciae is the source of this 285-nucleotide messenger RNA. NCBI's taxonomy places the organism in Eukaryota, Metazoa, Rotifera, Eurotatoria, Adinetida, Adinetidae. The record is from the annotation of a GenBank genome assembly.
AUGAAUUCAUCAUUUGUAUGGACAAUUAUCUUUGCACUUAUUCAACUCGCUGUAUGUGCGCAUGUUGAAGAUAAUCGAAUUAUUAUCGGAUCGAGCAUCGGUGGUGUACUCGGUUUAAUUAUUUUGAUUCUUGAUUUGAUUGCAAUUUUUGAAUUACUUAAAUCAGGUGGUCGUGGAAUUUGUUCAAAACUCGUAUGGAUUUUGGUCAUUAUCUUCUUUCCAGUUGGCGGUUUGAUUCUCUACUGUUGUUGUGCACGAUCUCGUACUGUCGAUAGCAGCAUUUGA